CAUCUUGUUUGAGAAUAUGUAGGGUAUCGCUUAACACAUUCCAUCCGGAGGACUCAUCGCCGUGAUUUCUGUUAAUUCUCUACAGUUCUCCCUUUGUAAAAGCCCAUGCUUACCUGAGACUUGGAUCUUUACUCUUUUUCUUUGUAGACGCGGAAUUUUGCCGCCAUGUUCCGCUGUAUUCCAUUGUUUCGAGCCUGUAACAGGCAUGUGGAUGUUGUGGACCGCCGGCACGGGAAUUUGUCAGCGGUACCUGACGACGUGUACCGCUAUUCACGGACCCUUGAAGAGUUGUUACUGGAUGCAAACCAGAUUAGAGACCUACCUAAGCAAUUUUUCCGGCUACAAAAUCUGCGUAAGCUGGGACUAAGUGACAAUGAACUGGAGAGGCUACCUGCAGAAAUAGGAAACUUUAUGAAUCUGACAGAGCUUGAUAUCAGCCGCAAUGAUAUCAUAGAAAUUCCAGACAAUAUUAAGUACUGCAAGGCUCUGACUGUCAUUGACUUCAGUGGCAACCCACUUUCCAGACUACCCUCUGGUUUCACAGAGCUGCAUCAUCUCGCCCACCUUACGCUGAAUGAUGUUACCCUGGAAAACCUACCCACAGACAUAGGAAAGCUGUCCUAUCUGCUGACCCUUGAGUUACGCGAAAACCUCCUGAAGACACUGCCAGAGUCGCUGUCCUUCCUGGUUCGCUUAGAACUCCUGGACCUGGGCAGCAAUGAGCUGGAGGAGCUACCGGAGACCUUGGGGGCACUACCCAACCUGAUGGAGCUCUGGCUGGACUGCAAUGCACUGAGCUCCUUGCCACCGGAAAUUGGCAACUUGACCAGGUUGACUGUCCUGGACAUCUCUGAAAACAGCUUGGAGAGUCUCCCUGAUGAGAUCAGUGGUUUACAAAGCCUAACAGACCUUACCCUCUCACAGAACUGCCUGGAGAAAUUGCCGGAUGGAAUAGGCAAACUUAAAAUGCUGAGUAUCCUGAAAUUAGACCAGAACAGAAUCAUGUCGCUCCCGUCGUCCAUCGGAGGAUGUGAGAGUAUGACGGAGCUGAUUCUCACAGAGAAUAUCAUUCAGGAGCUUCCUCCAACCGUCGGUAACCUGUCCAAACUAAACAACCUGAAUGUGGAUCGUAACAGACUCCUACAUCUAAUACCAGAGAUCGGCAAGUGUUCCCGUCUUGGUGUCAUCUCCUUGCGAGAUAAUCGUCUGACAAGGUUACCCCCUGAGAUUGGCAUGCUGAAAGAGCUGCACGUCCUGGAUGUAUCUGGUAACCGGCUGGACUGGCUGCCUAUUCAGCUGGCCAACUGCAACCUGAAGGCUCUCUGGCUGUCAGAAAACCAGUCUCAGCCGUUGCUCAACUUCCAGACGGAUGAGGUUGGACCACAGCAACUCAAAGUACUGACCUGCUUCCUGUUACCCCAGCGAGGACCCUCGGAGAGCAUGGAGAACCUUCUGGCUGGUAGUAUCGCUACCAAUGAAGAGGAUAACAGGGUCAGCUGGACUGAGAAACCCGAGAAAGACAAGGCCAUUAAAUUCCAUGAUGACAAGGUGGACUUUGAGGAGCAUGAGCGACCGUCCAACUUUGUUCGUCACGAUACACCCCACCCCAGGGAACUUAAGGCCAGACAUCCUAAGUUUGCACACCAAGGCCAUCAUAAAGGCAAGCACAAUCGUUCCACAGAUGAAGACGAAAGCCAAGUGGGUACAGAUGAUGAAGCCGAGAAGCGGUUGUCGGGCAGCUUUAAGUCUCCGACUGAAACUGAUCCAUUACUCGCUGGAGCCAGUGGAACGGUCAUCGUUCCUACGCUAAUGUCUACCCAACUGGCUUCACCUUCACCAGUAGCCAAUGUAGAGGACGACAAUAUGGAUGAUCCCCUGCUCAAAGCUGUCAGUGUUGCCCCGGUCCAAGCUGAAGUCCCAUCCUCGAUUGAUCGGCGAUCAGGGGAGAUUUCUGAGAAUGACUCUGAGAAGCAUGUCGGAUUCUCAAGUGACAUCGAAGACCAACUUGAAAAAACUGACCUGAAAUUACACCGGCGUGACACCCCGCACUACUUGAAGAACAAGCGGGUGAACUUGAACGAGGAACCGGACGAGAAGACAACGGCUCUCUUGAACCAAGUCCUGGCUCGUACCGCUGCAGAGCAGGCCCAGAGAGAGCAGCCCAAAUAUGACCGGCUGGAAAUAUCCUUUUCAAGAGAAGGUGGCGGUCUUGGCAUCAGCAUAGCUGGAGGUCGUGGGUCCACUCCAUAUAAGGGCAAUGACCAGGGAAUCUUUAUAUCCAAAGUAGUGGAAGGAGGGAUGGCCUUCAAGCAGGGUCUGUUGGUGGGCGACAAGGUUGUCUCGGUAAAUGGAGUGAACUUAGUGGAUGCCGAUCAUCUAGAAGCAGUGGAAGCUCUGCGGAAUAGCACAGAUCACAUUGACAUCGUCAUCUUACGAGAGACGGAGGUCAAGCCUGAUGUCACUGCCACAGCUAACCAAGAAAAUGAAGAAUCCACGGCUGAGGUGAAUUUACCGCCGGCCACAGUCCCGGAUGAUAGUGAACCCAUCAAGGUGCAGGAGAGGCCGGGCGUCAAGUUUGCGCCCGAGCCCAAAGUCCGACUGGUCCAAGAGAAAAUAUCAGUGAGGUUAUGCAAGGAUUCCAAUGGUCUUGGGUUCAGCAUCGCUGGAGGAAAAGGCUCCACACCUUUCAAGGGCUCUGACAAUUCCAUCUUCAUCUCAAGAAUUACUGAGGGAGGAGCCGCAGAUCGCAUUGGUGUACUGCAAGUCGGGGACAAGGUGCUAGAGAUUAAUGGUGUUGACAUGGAAUACGCUAGACACGACCAAGCAGUAGCUCUACUGACGAGCACCAAAAUCAUCUCUAUGCUUGUAUUCCGCGAGUCCAUGGAGGUGGAACAUCAUGAACCUAUCGUCAAGCAUGAACCUCCCGAGUACUACGAUCAGCGUGCUGAUGGCUACACUAAUCAUGUAGAACCAGUGAAGGAAGACAUACGAUUAGUACGCACAGGUGGUCCUCUAGGGCUCAGCAUCGUCGGUGGAAUUGAUCAUUCCAGUCAUCCCUUUGGUGGUAACCAACCUGGUGUUUAUAUUUCAAAGAUUGUUCCAAAUGGUUCAGCAGCUAGGACAAAUCUGUGCGUGGGAGAUCGCAUCAUCAGAGUGAAUGGUGUAGAAAUGAAGCACGCUACACACCAAGAGGCUGUUACUGCACUGCUGUCCAAUCCGCAUGAGAUCCUGCUCCGAGUCAGUCAUGACCCCCCACCGCAGGGACUCAAGGAAAUCAUGAUCAUCAAAGCUCCAGGAGAGAAGCUAGGCAUCAGUAUCCGAGGGGGAAACAAAGGUCACCCAGGGAACCCCCUGGAUAAGAACGAUGAGGGCAUAUUCAUAUCAAAGGUAAAUGAAAUUGGAGCAGCUUCUCGCGAUGGAAGGUUAUGUGUUGGGAUGAGAAUAUUGGAGGUGAACGGUCAAAGCAUGCUGGGUGCCAGACACGGUGACGCAGUCCGUGCACUGCGGAGCGCGGGCGAACGCAUCCAGCUCUUCGUGUGCGAUGGCUACGACCAGAAUGAAGUUGCCUUCUGGCAGGCCCGACCUGGCGUGGUCGGUAACCCGCUGCAGCACUACGACAGCAACAAGCGCACCAGCCAGGAGAGCAUAUCGUCCAUUGACAGGGAGAUGACUACCGAGGAACUCAACAGGCUGAACGAGGAGAGUCAGUAUCAGCAGGAGGCUGACCAGUGGGAAAAGGAAGAGCUUGCCAAACUGGAUUUGACACUGAAGGAGGCAAUGAGAUUACAGAGGGAGGAGGAUACCAAGCUACUCAUGUCAGACGACAACAUUACUAAUGAUAACCCAAUGCAGAAAGUCACCAUGAGAACAUUGGAAGAUAUUGAGCCGCCACCCCCUGUGGCAGUGGAAGAGCCGGUGCAGCAGAACCCAACUCCUGUAACAGAAUCGCUGCCUUCCCCUCCGGUCAUCGCCAACAGCUACAGCAGUCCAGAAGCCGAGGAAGACCUGCCCCCUCCCCCUCCACUGACCAGCCCUCCUCCGUUCAGUCCACCCCCUGCCGAAGAAAAGCCAAAGAAAAUGGGUCCGCCCGUGGCCCCUCGCCCCGCUAAGGACCCGGCUGGUAGGUCCAAGCUAGUCUCUACCUCCAGCACUGCCACAAGUCGCUCCUCUAGUACGUCUAGCCCACCUACAUCACCCCAGCCUGUCAAAAAGGUGGCCCCUCCCGUCGCCCCAAAACCCCCCAAAUGGGAUGACCGAGAUCCCUCACCGCCCCCCACCUGCCCCCCGACAGAGGAAGAGCGGGAGGAGAUGGAGAAGCUGAAACUGGCCAAGCAGGCCCGCAAGGAGGCCCUGAGGGUGGCGCGGCUGUCCUGUGGCAGUGUGGGCAGUCGCUCCUCGGGAACAGGGAGUCCCAUCCUGUCGCCAGAGAUCAUAUCGCCGGUCUUGUCUCCGCUCAUUUCAACUCAGCCCAUGAUGAAAGCAUCCGGACCCGAAGGGCUUGCCUUCAAAGACAAAUGGAAGCGUUUUGAGCAACAGGUCGAUGAGCAGGCCCACUCGACACCUAAGUCAACUGGCAAGAAAGUCACCCUCGUCAGCGAUCAAGAUUUGCAGAAGAUCAAAGAAGAUGAAGACAGGAGAAUGCACUCCAUGAGUGAGGAUGACCGCAUGAACUACUCACGCAGCAUCACCAUAGAAACCACGCCCAGCAAACAAGCCACAUCGGACGAUAUAUUCAACAUCACGGGUUCUAGCAUUAGUCCAAUAACUGGUCUACCCACUGAAAUUAGAACGGCGAAAGCCGAGCGAAGGUACUAUGAGAAAUUAAAGGCGGAGGGCCACGUGAGCCCCGACGUCAACCAAGAGGAUGGGCUUGAAAAGGGGCUGUCCCCGGCGGAGAUCAGGGCUAAAGAGGCGGAGAAGAGGGCAGCAUGGCGGGCAGCCAGGAUGAAAUCACUGGAUGAUGAUGCUCUCAGGGCCCAGAUGGUGCUAACACAACACAAGGAUGCUGAAGAUGGUCUCCGCUUCAAUGCCCUAAGUAAUGGCAACAACAAACCUUCAGAAAAUGGCGAGAAUCCGCCAGUCAAGGUAUCGCCACUGGAAGCUGAGCUACAGUUCAUUGAUGAUGAAAACGGUGGAGAUUGAGUCUAUAUAGCCCCUGCUACAAGUAGCAUGCUGGGAAGCAUUGCUCAACCCGCCUGUGGAAAGUGGAAUGUUCCAGUCUUUCCGACCAAUCGGGUGUCUCCAUAAGCAUGCGGCAACGCUACUACACUUUUUAUAAAUGGAAUAAAUCAAAUUGCAGAUUUUUAACCAUGUUGCACCACAGUUUUUGGAGCUAUAUUUUUAACAAAGCCUUAUCAAAUCUGGGGAUCGGAAAGAGGUUUUUAGAUGGUGUAGGAUUGUAGUUUUUAUCUAAUAAGUUGGAGGUCUGAUAUCAACACACACAAAAUCUGAACGUUUCCUGUAUCAUAGUCAUCAUAUUUGUUUUCUUUUUGUUUUAAUACAUUUAUUUAUUACUAUAAAAAAUUGUUCUCCAAAUAUAGUAGGAUGUGUAAAUUUUGAAAGGGGAAGUGUUUGUAACAACAGGUUUCAGGGGAGGGACUAUUUUCUCUUGCAUUUUGGCAGCAUUUGAAAGGUAGACAGUACAGAGAAAAAGCAGUGGACAGGAUUUGAAGAGUGGAACGUAGCAGUAUUUUGAACCUGUGUAGGUAGUGUUGUUCAGAUUCACUCCAUAUCUGCAACACCGGUAGCAUUGGACCAUCCUUUUUCUUGUACUUUGAUGUACAGAAUUUUAACAUUUUUAAUGGAGAUAUGUACAGACAUGAGAAAGUGAAGACUUGUUUAUCAUCUUUGUAGUGUAGAAAGACAUCUGGGAAGAAAGAGGUUGGAUAAUUCCAGACAUUUUAAGCGCUGAAUGUCCUUUGGUGUGAAAUCUGUCAUGUUUCCUUUAAACUUGCCAAAAAUGUGGGUCCUUUGAAAUAAUUUCUUCCCAGGCCAAGAUUUUAGCAGUUGUAGGUGUUGAUUUUAAUUGAAAAUUGUAUUAUUUCAUGAUUAUGACACAAUUCUUUUUAAGUUUUUUGUAAUUGGAUGAGCUGUGAAUAAAUUUCCCAUAAUUAUGUGCUUUUAGCGUACUUUUUUAUGUCACAUUUUAGCCCUUGGUAGUAUUUGUCUGAGGAUUCGAUAAACUUUCACUGCUGAUCGGGAAACUCUCUAACUUUUCAUUUUCACUUGAAGUGUUGUUUGGAAAUGA
This is a messenger RNA of Acanthaster planci (crown-of-thorns starfish), 6247 nucleotides long. Its product is annotated as protein scribble homolog. The record is from RefSeq and is a predicted model, not a curated record. Lineage: Eukaryota; Metazoa; Echinodermata; Asteroidea; Valvatida; Acanthasteridae. Gene Ontology annotation, molecular function: protein kinase binding. Gene Ontology annotation, biological process: neurotransmitter receptor transport, endosome to postsynaptic membrane; establishment or maintenance of epithelial cell apical/basal polarity; embryo development. Gene Ontology annotation, cellular component: postsynaptic density; postsynaptic membrane; basolateral plasma membrane.